Carassius gibelio (silver crucian carp) is the source of this 3698-nucleotide messenger RNA. Its product is annotated as zinc finger protein 135. The transcript is spliced from 2 exons. Gene Ontology annotation, molecular function: DNA-binding transcription factor activity, RNA polymerase II-specific; RNA polymerase II cis-regulatory region sequence-specific DNA binding. The coding region runs from base 586 to 1977 and encodes 463 amino acids. Lineage: Eukaryota; Metazoa; Chordata; Actinopteri; Cypriniformes; Cyprinidae. Gene Ontology annotation, biological process: regulation of transcription by RNA polymerase II. The record is from RefSeq and is a predicted model, not a curated record.
CAUUUAGUAUUGAGACCUUAAAACGUUCUUGACGUGGAUAUAUUGACCACGCGAUAAACUAAACGUUUUGUAAAGGGCAAUAUACAGUUGGUCACAAUCGUUUGCAGCCCCAUUUAAUCCUUUCCCAUAAUGCACCGUGCCUGCACAGUUGUGUUUCCUGUUUACCGUUGUGACGCUUUUGUUUGGCUUUUGUAUCUUUAUUGUCGAGGUUUCAAGUAGAUUUCUUUGGAUUUCUUUUGCCGCGAUUGAUCAGAGAAGGCGAGUUUAUAAAUAAACGAGCCUAAUGUAAACACGCGAAACUGCGAGACUUCGCGGAGUCCCGCUGAUGAGGAAAUACCCCGCGCGCGCACGAGCGCGAGCGUCCGCUUUCACGUCACACUUCGACAUACUGACAGAUUUCGGACGAACUGCAGAACGAUUCUACAGGACGUUCUCUAUACAGAGCGAUUCUUCUGAACGGUCUCCGAAUGUCGGAAUUAUUCUUCAGAACGUUCUUUAAAUGAUUUGCUGAGGUGUAAAUCAAGCCUGGAAUAGUUGCAGCCCCCCAGUGAGAAAACACCAGAAGGGCCGUGAAGAUCAGCCCUGAUGGAAGAGACAGAAACAGAGCUGACCUGCUCCGAGCAGGACGCUUUAGGAGCAGACUUCAUCACGGUGGAACUUGACACCCAGCCCAUCGAAUAUGUGGUCAAGUGGGCCGAGGUGGGCUCGAAAUUCACUUUAACCUGUGUAAAAAAGGAUUUGGACGAGGCUGCCUGCUUCCCCUCCGAUCAGAUGGUCAAAGUGGAACCGGACGAGACGUUCUUUGUCCCUUACGAAGCGGUGUACCCAGAAUGUGAUGAUGCAGAUCCAGAUUGGAUUGCGACGCAUGAGGAGGAGGUGGGCAGCGAGUCAGACUUCAACGACAACACAGAAGCGGGGAAUAGCCAACUGUGCGAAGAAGUGGACGUUUCGGAUAUCUGCUGGGAGAAGGAAGUGUCUCCUGCUCGAGCGUAUAACUGCCGCUUCUGUGGCAAGAGCUACAGCCACUCCUCCAGUCUCGCUCGGCAUCUGCACGUACACUCGGACGGAUCGUCCCUCUCGUCCUCUAAAGGUUUCGGCAAGUCGUGCGACAGCAAAAAGUCUCUCCAGUGCAAUCUCUGCGGGGUGCGGUGCAACGGCAAGCGGCUUUUGGCGAUACACAAGAAAUGCCACAAAACCAAGAGACUGCACACGUGCAACACAUGCGGAAAAUCAUUCAAUCACAGCUCGAGUCUGUCGCGGCAUCGGUUGAUCCAUAAAAAAGGCCUGGAUAAGAACGUCAGAGCGUUAUACCCGACUCCAACCCCAGCUCCCUUCGUAACCCAGCACAGGUUCCCAUCUGGCCACGGCACGAGUAAAAGGACGGCCGAGAAGCAGUACCAGUGCGCACAAUGCGACAGGGUCUUCAGCCACUCGGCGGGACUCUCCAAGCACCAGGUGGCGCACGUGAGACAGCUGCUCAACUCGUACACACACGACAAAGACUCCCUCGAAGAGUCCUCGGACCUCAAGAUCCGCUUGAAGCUCUGCUCCCGCGACAAGCCCAACUACUACACGCUGUGCAAGAAGAACAAGCACGGUAAAGGGGGCAAGAAGAGGUUGUGGCUGCCCAACGAGGAGCGGCCGUACCCCUGCCGGAUUUGCAGCAAACGCUUCAGCCACACGGCCAGCCUCACGCGGCACGAGCACACACACGCCAGCAUCAAGUGCUACGCCUGCAACGUCUGCAAGAAGACCUUCAUGCGGCUCUCCAACCUCAAGCAGCACCAGCAAACACACGCUACGGGAAAACUCUACAAGUGCCCACAGUGCGGGAAAACUUUCGUCCACUCCUCCAGCUUCUCGCGCCAUAAGAAGGUCCACGCGGCGAUGAGCCUGUCUGUGAAACAGGAAGACGUUAUGUGCGAAGAGGAACUGGUCAUCGAUGAGGUGGCCUCGCUGGAAUAUGAGUCCGAGUGAGAAAGACCGAGACUCUGUCGAGGCUUUUAUUAUUUUUUUGUUUUUUUUUUGUUUACCCCUCAUUCUUAUUUUGCGAAAUUGUAUUUUGGGUGUGGCAUCACUGGCCAUGUGGUUCCGAUUGAAUAUUAUUGUAAUUAUUAUAACCCUUUUCAGCCACCUUUUGGGGAUACAGUAGCCUCCUUUGUUGAUGUAAAAAGUGUUUUUGUUUUUUUUUGGUUGACAUUCCGUUUUGUUUUGUUAAUUCGGUUUAUUUGCAAGCCAAAUUGUGUAAUUUAAAAGGAGGAAAGCGGAUGGCAUUGGCAAUGCAGGUGUUAUUUAUUUACAUUUUUAAAAUAAAGUAAUAAAGUACUUUUUGGAGUAGAAGGGGUGACGGGGAAAGUUAAUAUAACAUUCAAGUUUGUUAGUACUUGAGUUUUGUGUGCAAGAAGUACAUUUAAAUACAAUUUACUUGAACGUUGUUCCAUUGAGUGUGCGGUUUGAAUCAGUUAUUUCUCAUGUAAUUAUAUUUAGUGACCUUAUUUCUUAGACCAACUAGUUGAAGGCAUUUCUCACCUGAAGUCUGGAGACUGUUUGCUGUUUGGUUUUAUGGGAUAUAUAAAAAAAAAAAGUGUAUACAGUUCCAGUGUAAACCGCUGGAUGUGUGCAAAUGGAGGAGCUGUACUCCGGACUUACAAGUGUUUUGAUUGUUCUGGAUUCGACUAGUUUCCUCAACAUGUUGUCUUUGGUACUUAUUUCCAUUUUGAUGUUAUGAAAUCCAUUGUGUCCAUGGAGGGUAUUUAUAUAUAUAUAUAUAUAUAUAUAUAUAAAAAUAAUAAUAAAAAAAGAAGAUGCUUAUUGGACAUGGACAUGUAUAGCUGCACUUAAAAUAUUGUUCAUAUUAUUUGUGUGUGUGUGUGAACUUGAAUGAAUAUGAGAAAAGAAUAAACCUGCAAAAUGUGUGCUUUUUACUUCUGCUGUAUAUGUGUAAAAAGUUGCAGUUGCAAAAAGAAGUUCUAUCUGAUUUAUUUUUCUGUAUCUGCAUAAGUUAAGGAAUAGCCAAGGGAUUUCAAAUUUGAACAAGCAUUGCACUAUUGUAUUUAUAGACAGAAGCACUACAUAUUUAGGAAAUUGGAACGCGAUUUUUUGAUCUCCCGGUCAAAACCUCAAACUAAUGAGUGCCCUCAGCGCCUUUGUGUGAGACCAGUGCUCUUCAAUGCAGCACGGGAGACCUGCUCGUCAGAGGUGUUUAAUCAGCCUCAUGUUCGAUGUUCAUACGCGUGUGGACCUCUGCUAACUAUUUGCUAUCUGAAUGGAAAUUGAAUUGCAAUUACUAACCUAUUAAUGAUGUUUGAAGAUGAGAUGUUGGGGGGUGUUGAGACGCUCGUAUGAAGCACAGGACACACUGUAACACCCAGAAUGAUGUUAUUAAAAAAGAAAAAAGCUCUUUGUACUCUGUAAUUUUUUGAGUUCCUAUUUGUUUUUAAAUAUUGCCAUUGUUCUUAAAGCAUAAGUCAUAUCCCACGGCCUUAUGGAUCUUUAAUUGCCAUUGUUUUGAAUCCUUUCAAAUAAUAUAAGGUUUAUCGCUCUCCAUUUUUCUUUUUCGAUUGCUGUAGCUAUCUCAUCUCUCAAUGCAGCAGACCUACAUCUUAUAAAAAGAUGUAUGUUUUUGUAUUGUGUUUGCCAUUAGAUAACAGUUUAAGAGUUCUGUCUUGCAUUUUUGUAAUAAACAAUUGGUUCAUGAA